AUGGUCGAUGGCACUAACUUCACGCGUAAGCUACAAGUUGUGAUCGUUAUCGAUCAAAAGGUGCAGAAGAAUCUCAGAGUCCGUGAAAUGGCGUUAAAGGAUGUGCAAAAUGUUGCAGAUACAUUAAAUGUCAACCUUACACAAAUCGAUUUUGAUCGAUUGGAUUUUGGAGAAGCAAAUGCUUUGGAUACAUUCUACAAUGCUGAUGUGGCAUUAGUGGAUGUGACUGUGCAACAACAGCAACCUAGUCUAUGUUACCAUAUU
Messenger RNA from Strongylus vulgaris, 264 nucleotides. NCBI's taxonomy places the organism in Eukaryota, Metazoa, Nematoda, Chromadorea, Rhabditida, Strongylidae. The record is from the annotation of a GenBank genome assembly.